AUUUAUAAUAAUUAAUAUUUAACCCUAAAAAGAUGGAACUUUACGAUACAUUGAAGUCCUAUGACCAAGAUCAUUUACUGACUUACUGGAAUGAUUUAUCGGCGAAGGAACAAUCUCAACUAACUCAGGAUAUUAAAAAGAUAAAUAUCAAUGAAUUGAAUGGGUAUGUGACCAGGGCGCUUGCUCCAGUUAACAACGGACAUUCGAAUAACAUUGAUCAGAAGAUGAAACCCAUUCCUUCUGAACAUUUUGGAAGUGCAACCGACAUGAACGAUGAAAACGCGAAGAGAUGGGAAGUGUUAGGUCUCGAGGAAAUCUCUCACGACCGAAUUGCAGUCGUUUUACUGGCUGGGGGCCAGGGUACCCGGCUGGGGGUGAAGUAUCCGAAAGGAAUGUACAAUGUAGGACUCCCUUCUGGCAAAACUCUUUACCAACUUCAGGCUGAAAGGAUUCGGCGAUUGGAGCAGUUGGCUUUUGAAAAGACUGGCAAAAAAGGAGUCAUAGCUUGGUAUAUAAUGACCAGUGAAGCCACGAAGCAGCAGACUUUGGAUUUUUUUGAGCAACAUUCCUACUUUGGUUUGGAUAAAAACAAUGUUAUUCUGUUUGAACAAUUUACGCUUCCUUGCGUUGAUUUCAACAAAAAAAUUAUUCUUGCUGCUAAGAACAAGAUCGCUACUGCCCCAGACGGAAACGGAGGACUAUACAGAGCGCUUCGCGAGCAUGGCGUUCUUGAUGACAUGUCUAGGCGUGGAGUUCGUGCAACUCAUGUUUAUUGUGUGGAUAAUAUUCUGGUCAAGAUGGCCGACCCUGUAUUUGUUGGAUUCUGUAGAGAAAAAGGAGCUGACUGUGGUGCUAAGGUUGUCGAAAAAAAUCAUCCCGACGAAGCGGUCGGCGUAGUUUGUCUUGUUGACAAUGUUUACCAAGUCGUAGAAUAUUCUGAAAUAACAUCGGAAACUGCACGUCUACGAACUGAAUCCGGGAAGCUCACGUUUUCUGCAGGAAACAUUUGCAAUCAUUUCUUUACUCUAGAUUUCUUGAAGAAUGUUUGCAGUCUGGAACAAGAAAGUCAGCUCUAUCAUCAUGUAGCGAAGAAAAAAAUUCCUUACUUGAACAAAGAUGGUAAAACAGUGACUCCCUCUACCCCCAACGGUAUCAAGAUGGAAAAAUUUGUUUUUGAUGUCUUCAAGUUUUCAGAGAGGUUUGCAGUUCUUGAGGUAAAACGAGAAGAUGAAUUUUCUCCGCUUAAAAAUGCAGAUAAACCAGACGGAAUUGGAGGAGACUCAAAUCCUCGCACUUCUCGAUGGGCUCUCAUGUCUUUGCAUCAUAGACUUAUAGCAUCUGCUGGUGGACAGAUCGCAGAUCAAAGUGGAAAGGUCAUCACUGUUGAAGAGAGCUGCUCAAAUACUGAAAGGGAAUAUCCGGUACAAGUCGAGAUUUCUCCACUGUUGUCGUAUGCUGGAGAGGGACUAGACAAUAUGGUCAGGAAUAAGACGUUGCCUUCACCUGUCCAUCUGACUCUACAACAAUGAAUGUGAUAUCCUACUGUUUUACGCUAGCUAGGCAAUUGAAGAAACUUCUCCACUGCUCCCGGUCAACUUAGGCUCGUCUAUGUUAGCCAAUGUGUGAUAAUUUUACUGAAGAAUAGCAAUAUUAUAUAAUUUAUGCUCUAUGUUAUUAUUUUUAAGUUUUAUUUUUUCAUUUUUAUGGAUAUAUUUAUGUAUACCUAUUAUUUUAUGAUGGAAAAGAAAACAUAGGAACACGGAUAUGUUAUAUCAGAAGCAUAAAAAGUCAAAUUUAACCAGAAAAAUAUUUUUAUAUUUUUAUCAUAGCUUGAUUUUCGAUGUCAUUAUUUUGGAGUUUUUUAAAAAAUCUGCUACUUAUACCACAAUUUACAACAUUCCAUGGUCGAAAUUAUUAUUUCAGAAUUUUCAUCAAAAUAAUAGAUUAUUUUGUUUUGGUCAUAUCGGUGAUCUGAUAUUUUGUUGUAAAAUAAGAGGGAAAUAUAUAUAUAGGGUAUCCAUAAAGGCCUAUUACUGAUGCCAUAUAUUGUUUUGGCCAUUAAAGAUGUAUUAAAUGAAGUAAAAAUAAUUAACCAGCAAACCUGGUUAAGAUAUAUUGAGAACUGACUUCAUAACAAAAUUGAAAUUGUAAAGAGACUUUAUGGACAUCCUGUAUUUUCAAAUCUUUCACUAUUUUCUCCGUUUGUUUAUCUCAAUUAGGAAAACCAUUUAUAUAUAAAAACUUUUUUAAUUUUGUUCUCUGUUUGAAGAAAAAUUGAAGCCAAAUAUUUUAUUUCGUACUCAACUUCUUUUUACGAGUCCUUUUCAUAAAUUCACUCAGAACAAAUUCACUAUGAACAAGCAGUCUUUAUUUAUUUCCUUCCAACUGGAUCUCGCAGUGCCAUGAAUUCAAUUUUCUCGUAUCUAUCCCGAUAGAGAACUUAUAAUCAAGACAAGAUAAUUUGCUUGUGUUAUGUUUUAAUUGUAACCAAGAACGGCAGACAUUAUUUCGUUGUUUGUGCGUGUUCUUUCUAAACAAGGCUCUGUUGAAGGAACUAUUGGAAGGACUAUUGGUGAUUGUCUUCGAAUAUUAUUUGAAACUAAAUUAACAGAGGCAAAGCAAUGCCUCACCUAUGAUUGGCUAAUUUUAUUUCCCACCAUAUGUGAAGGAAAGUAUCUCUAAAUUAUGAUUGAUUUAUUUAUCAUUGAUUUAUUCUCUAAUGAUUGAUUUAUUAAAAUAACUCAAAAAUUGGACAACCCAACACAGCUGUGUCUACAACAGAGGUUGGAGGGGGUCACAAUGCUAGGUGCCAAACUGAUUUUACCUCACUUCACAAGAAAACUCCGUUUUUCCCAGUUUAAUGCUCGAUAAGGUUAUUUCAGUUGAUGGUUUUGCUUUUUUAUGCAUGAAUUGUUUAAUUAAACAUAAUGUGAUUUGGGAUAUACCAGUCCAAAUAACACUUUUAAUACCACUGGAAUGAUAACCCUGGGGGCAUGGGUGCUAAAAAUCUCCGAAAGAGGGCCACGAGCCAUAAAAGGAUGAAAACCACUGACUGGUAUACAGCAUAAGUCUUUUAGUAUGUAUGAGUUUGUGCUCAUAUUUAUUAACUUUGUCGAAAAUGUCAGAAAAUUGUCAAAAAUUGAGCUCUCAAAAUACUGUGGCAAAUCUUCUGCUGUUUACUAUAUAUGAAACUAUUAGUUGGUAAAAUUAUCUUUUACAUGUAGUUGGUUCUUUCUUUUAUUAAUACCAGUAUUUGCCUUAAAGUUCCCUAGAUGCCUAUCUAACAGUAGCAUAAAAGAUUAUUUAUUUGUGUAAUUUUAGUCCUGUAUGAAUUUCUCAUUUGUGCAAUUGAGCAUGCUAAUAUUGUAUUUGGAAUUUUAUCUCAUCAGAGGUAAGCUAUACUCACUCAAUUAUUAAUGUGGUGUAAAUGUGCAUUGAUGAUAAUGUUUUGCAAGCGUGCCGUAAAUCGGAUAAUAUUUUAGAACAUUGCUUCUCCAACUUUUUUGCCCCAGAUCAUCUACGAAUUCUUGCCUUGCGGAACACCUAGUAAUUAGAAGGUAAAAUUGGUGGUAGCUUCAAAAAAAUUUAGCCUAUGGUGAAAUUUUAAAAUUAGCAGUAAUUUUUACAAGUAAAAAUUCGGCCAAUGCUUAACGAUAUUAAACGAUUAACGAAAACACCAUGUUCCCGAUAUGGCUCAAAGUCUAUCCGUCUGUUUGUCCCCAUUUGGGAGACAAAUUUACAACCCAGAGUCGCCAAAGUCCGACCGUUAUCACCAUGGCGACCAGUUUAGUAGCAAUUGUGCUUCCUGUUCUGCGGAGCACCGUGAAGAAGCUCGUAGAACAUGUUGCGCGGAAAACAGUUUGAGAAGCGAUAUCUUAAAAUACUGGAAUUUAAAUAACUUCGAUCGCAAAAUUUCGGAAAAUCGUUUUGGUUGCCUAGAAAAAUUAAUGAUAUGUGCAAAAUUUUACUUUAUGAAGUCUACAUGAGUUUUUCGUGCAUUCAUUUU
Styela clava is the source of this 4006-nucleotide messenger RNA. Its product is annotated as UDP-N-acetylhexosamine pyrophosphorylase-like. The record is from RefSeq and is a predicted model, not a curated record. Lineage: Eukaryota; Metazoa; Chordata; Ascidiacea; Stolidobranchia; Styelidae. Gene Ontology annotation, molecular function: UDP-N-acetylglucosamine diphosphorylase activity. Gene Ontology annotation, biological process: UDP-N-acetylglucosamine biosynthetic process.